GCAGGCUGCGGGGCGGCAGGCUGCGGGGCGGCUCGGCGGGUGCCGGUCCCCGGCCUGGUUAUCGCAGAUUUUGGGGAGCAUGGAACGCUGUGAGCGUCACUUGGUUUCUGGGGAGGAUUCUCCAGGUGUUUGCAGCAGAUCUGGGGCCCCGCUGGCUCCCGGCACUGGGGAUGAGGAUCCAGAAAGAAGAGAGGUGAAGCUUGCUCCAGCCUCUGACAGAGGAGCAGAGCCUGGAGGAGACUUGAAAGGAGAAGGUGGUGAUGGACCUGAAACAGAGGAGGAGGAGGAGGAGGAAGCAUCGCUGCUGGAGGAUGUAACAGAUGACUUGGAGAUGGCACCUCAGAGCAUGGCCAGUGAUUCUUCUGAGAUGCCACUGAGGAAGAAAAGGAAGAGGAAUAAAUCAAAGAAAGGUUCUGCCAGCUCCAAGGAGCAGGACUCUCUGCCUUCUCUAAACACAGCACCAUCUCAAACCACAGAAUUGCCCAAUACAUGUGUUAUUCUGCAAGAAACUCAAACCUUGGGCAACGAAAUAGCCAAACCGGGUGCUGGUGUAGUUGCUGGUGACAACAGAGAUGCAAAUGAAAGCAAGAGAUCACUGGGUCGCUUGGGAAAGGAAGCUGGAAAUCUGGAAUUGAUUGCAGAAGGCAGUCACAGCAACGUAGAUGUGAUAACCCUCCUAAAGCAGAGCAGCACAGAUAAUGUGGCUGCCCCAUCUCCAAGCUCUGUAGCUGCAAAGGAGAAGGUAGGGGGUGGAAGUACCACGGAGUGUGGAGAAGAGAUCAGGAGUAACGUGGAAGGGGGUGGUCACGACCAGCUUCCAGAAACCAGACUGGAGUCUCAGUCCUUGGGUAGCAGUAAGAAAGUGGCCUCAACAGAACAGAGAGCAAGUGUUUCCUCUACGUUGUCUCCUGGUACGCCAGCACCUAAAAGUAAGCCUGCAACUCCUCUUGCUGAACGUCAAGACAGAAAGACUCCGCCUGUGGUCAAAGGCUUGCAGGCUGGGAAGGAGACACAAGACAUCAGGCAGAAAGUGAGUUGUUCACCUUCCAAGAAUGAAGACAUGGAGGAGAAAAAGAAGACCCCAAAUGAGAAAGUCCACAAAGUAACUGAGAAAACAAGUCCAACCAAGCGACCUGAAGUAACUGAGAAGACAAGUCCAACCAAAGGACCUGAGGUUACUAGGAGGGGUGGUGCUUCAGCUGUAGCAGACAGGACGGACAAAAUCCAACAAAGGAACCAGAAACCUGGGGGUGAGAUUAAAGACAGUUCUGUGAGCCAAAGCGAUGGUGUUACAGUAUAUUUCCAUGCGAUAUUAUCCAAUGAUUUCAACAUAGACCCUGAGACCCACAAAGUGUUCAUCAGAGCUGAAGGCGUUUAUCCCUAUGAAAACUGGAAAGACAACGUUUGUGAGAUGAAUUGCACCAAGCAUCUAGGACAACAUGGAUACCUCAUUGAAGGAACUGUGACUCUUGCAAAACAGAAUCUGAAUAAAAACAUUGCUUACAAAUAUUGGGUUGAAGGGCAGUAUGAAUUUAUUUACAAGAAUUCAUUAUCAAGUGGUUACGUGAAUCGCUGCUUAUUGAUAAAAAGCCAUUUGCUUAACAACAGAGAAUGGCAUCAGUAUGAUGAUAUUGUGUGCGCAAAACCUUCCGCAAUGAAAAGCGUUUUGAAUAUGAUUUCUUGGAGUAAAACCAAAGAAGUGGUGAAAGGGAAGAUAAUAGCUGCAAACAUUAUGUUAGAAAAUAUCUUCAGCAUUCUUGAAACCUGGAGUCCUGACAACCUGAGAAGCUUCUUACACCAGCUGAAACAGUUCUACACCGUUACAACAGACCCGUGGGUGUACGAUGGCAAGCCAAGGCGGUGGACAGAGUUAAACUUUGGCAAAGAGCAGGUGAAUGAUAUGCUGCUGAAAUAUGUGAGGAAAAUAGCUCUUCCUUUCCUUGCACCGGAAGAUGAAAAAGCAUCACAGGAGAAAAUAGUAAUAAAAAGUAAACUAGCUCUGGGGCUCUCCGUUCUCACGGCAGCUGAAAGCCUUGAGCUGUCAGCAACUAAAAGCUAUCUGUCUGACAUGUGUAGCCUCUUGUGCCUGGAUGAGGUGCCACAGCAAGAAAUACUGGAUGAAAUUCAUGAUAUGAAAAAGGCUUUUGCAGGUCCUCGUUUGAAGUCUCACCUGACAAACCUGUGCCAGAGUUGCAUCGAUGAGCGAGUGGACCAGUGGGUGUGGAUUCUUCCUCUUUUGCAUUUGUUUGACGCUCCUGUGCAGCAGGACCACUUGCUGAUGGAAGAAGGCAUCUGGGCGGGGCUGGAAGGGCUUCCGUUUGCUGAAACAAGGGAGAAGCAAGAUGGAGAAGCCCUGCUGAAAUUAAUGAAAGAAAAGAAAUACUUGAUGGAAUUUGAUAAGACUCUGGUGAAAUCCUGGAUCUGUGUGCUGCCCCCGGAGAGCCUGGCUAAAUUCAUAGAAGACUUCUCCAGUGAUUUGUUAGCUAUUCUUCAAGGUGUUUCUUACAGAUUAGCAAAUGCCGAUGUUCUGGGGCACAAUACUAAGGUAGUAGUGAGUCUUCUAAAGGCACUGCUCUGUACCUUGGAUAAGAAGCAGGCCAGAGGUCUGGAGGCUCGCUCUUGGCAGUUGUGCUUGACCUGUUGCCUCAAGAUGCACAAGAAGAUCUGCAGUUACGCCAAGCAAGGCGGGAUGUACAUGAUUCCUGCCAGCUCUGCCAGGAUGAUUUCGAAGGUUGCCAGUCUUCAGCCUGCAGCAGUUCCAAGAGAUGCUGAGGAGGAAGUUCCAGUGGUAGAAGUAUUCAGUGAAGCUCUGAAAGACACUCGCACCUGGUUCAGAAACGCUUUAAACCAAAAGUUAUUGAAAGAAAGCCUGGAGCACGUGAUAUUCACUUUUCAUUGGGAACUUCGGGCAUGGCAUGAAUUUGUGAUAAUCACCUUUCCAGAUGAGCAGCUCACUGAGAGGUGGAAGACGACUUUACUUGCAGAUUUGGAGAGAAGAAUUAAGGAGGAGCUUCCAGUUAAACAAAUCUUAGUCUACUGCUGUCAGCACUACCGAUUUUCAGGACUUGACUCUUCCAUUGGCUCGUGUUUCCGUGACUGCGCCACAGAGGCUGUAGCUGCGGCUUGCCAGACUCAGAGCAAUCUCCUUGAGCAGAUAUCUUCCUACAACAUGGACCAGUUCAGCCAGCUGGUAUCAACCAUUAUCGUGAAGUCGUGGCCUGUCCCGAGUGGGCAGUCUGAGGAUGAUUUUGAUGUGAUUUUGCAUCACAUGCUUACGUGGUCUGACAUCAAACAUGUCUUCAGCUUUAAUGGAAAGAACAGAAAGCUCCUAGAAAAACUUACAGAAGAAGCAAAGUAUGUCAUAGUUGUGGCAGACGAUGUGAUUAAGAAUGUCACUGAUCACUUGCGGAGUGGGCAUAUCCUUGUGAAACAUCUGGAAGAGAUUUUCCAGCAUGAGAAACAGUUCCUCAGUAUCUGGGAGACAAAGAACCAGCAGCUGGCAGUCGAGGAGAAAGCAGUAAGCCAGCAAGAGCUGAAAAAAUUGCUGCAUUCAAGGCACGAACAAUUAAUGUUUCUCAGAGAAGAGAGAAAAGCAAUUGGAACCUUUCUCAGCAUGUGUAGGAAGGUGCUGGCGUCUGUGAAAGUGGAUCUAGGUGAAUUGGAAUCCCAACACUCAGAAGAUAUUCGCUCACGAGCGCUAAAUUCGUUGGUAAAUAUGAGAAUUGAACCUCUGCAGACCUACUACAGCUUGAGCCCAGAGCUGAAAAAAUAUGUCCAGAGAAUGCACUCUCUUAAGGACAGCCUGAUCUUCCAGCAGUUCUGGGAGGAAGCAGCGCAGAUGGCAGGAGAGUUCUCCGAGUGUGUCGGCUCUGUUAUCGAAUUGCUCCUUGAUGAUGUUUUUGAUAGCCUAAUCUGUCCUUGUUUUGUGAGCUAUGAAAGGUUGUAUGAUGAGCUCAGAUCUGGAAGGCUCACACUUUCUGCAGUUGAUACAAUUUUUCAGGAAUUCACAAAUCAUCCUGAAGAUAUCAAAGCUGAACUAGUUAUCAUGUGUAAGCUUAAACCUGGAGAUGACGGAGGCUGGGUUGAUCAGCGACUUGAGCAGAUCCAGCAAUACCAUGAAAUGCAUUUAACUUUCGAUGCUGCAAAGAUCAUUGCCAGUGUCAAAGAGAGUUUAAGCCUCUCCGGUGACUUCAGUAUCCUGGAAAACAUAUUGGACAUAACAGAAAAACUUGACUCAUACAAGACACAAACACUGGACUCCAUCAACCCUGAGAUUAUGCAUGCCAAGAAAAUGCUGCAAGGGAUCACUGUGAACCGUCGUGGGUGUCUGAAGGAGCUGGCCAAGCAGAAGGAGUUUGUCUGCUGGGUCAGAGAAGCACUGGAAGAUAUGAAUGAGGUGAAAGUAUUUGUGGACUUGGCGUCCAUCUCUGCUGGGGAGAAUGACAUGGAUGUGGACCGUGUGGCAUGUUUCCAUGACACUGUGCAUGGCUACUCUUCCCUGCUCUAUGAGCUCAGGCAAGAGUCAGGGUUUGAGGACUUCAUGCACUGCUUGAAGAAGCUGUGGCGAGCCCUGGAUAGUGAUGAGAACCUUCCCAAGAAACUGCGUGCUUCAGCCCAACACUUGGAGUGGUUGAAAACAGUGAAAGAGAGCCAUGGGUCUGUGGAGCUGUCAUCCCUGUCACUGGCAGCUGCCAUCAACAGCAGAGGAAUAUACGUUCUCCGAGCACCAACUGAUGGCCAAAAGGUUUCUUUAGACAAUGUCCUGCGCUUCACCCUCCCAGGGAGCUCUGGGGAUAAUGAGACGUCGUGGAAAUACUCUCUGGCAGAGCUCCGGGAACUGCAGAACAAACUAAUGCUCAUGUCGGCAAAGGGAGAGCAAGGCUUGGAGGUGGAGAAGUUCUCUGAGGUUUUUUUUGGUGUGCAAAGACUUGCGCAGGCCUUUAUUGACCUUUAUUCAGCUGGGAACAUGCUCUUCCGCUCCUGGCUUGCCUAUGUGUAUUGUUCACCCCAAAAAGAAUCACGAGUUCUGAUAGAAUUCUCUUUGGAAGCAAUCCCAGUGUUGGAAGGGCAAGGAGACAUGGCAGCUGUGCUCCCGUGCCUCUGCAAGACGAUGGAGACUUUCCUGGAGAGUUGGAAAAGCUUCAUGUAUGAAAAACGAUUCCAGCAUUUCUACCUGAACUAUUACACCGCUGAGCAGCUGGUCUAUUUGCGCACUCAACUGGGGCGGGAGACGCCCAGCGAAGGUGCCCUGAUGAUGCUUUCGUUCCUGAAACAAAACUGCACUAAGGAAGAUGUCCUUAGAACCUCCAGGAGUGACGUGCCUCCCAGCUCAGGGAAGGGUAUUUCUGACUUGCAAGCAAUGCUAGAUGAGGAGAAGGACCUGAUCACAGGUCUGGAGUGCAUCUGGGAGUGCUACAUGAGCGACAUGGGCUCCUUCAUCCCAGACUGCCUGGAUAUUGAUACGCUCGGCGAGCAGCUGAAGGAUCUGGCUAGCUGUGAGGAAGAGUAUGUCACACGAGAUUUUCCACAGGAUCUGCUGCGUGUUGAUCAGCCCAACCUCAUCACGUGCCCUCGCUCUGAGGUGCUCACAUCUGCUCUGGCUAUUUACAUGAACAGCCCCGACCAGCCCCUUCCCACUUUUGAUGAAGUUCUCCUGUGCACUCCUCAGACCACUGCUGAGCAAGUGGAGCUCUUCUUCAGGAGGUGCUUCAUUCCCUGCAGUGGAGGAGAAAAAAUUUACACCAUGCUGUACGCAGAUGAGCUGAGUUACGAUGUCAGCUGCAGAGCGGAGGAGCUGUUCCAGCGCCUGCAGCACUACAACAAAACCUAUCGCCUCAUCAUUCUGUGCAACUGCGAGAGGGAGCACAGCUACAUCCCUUCUGUCUUCAGCCAGUACAAAGUGCACAUGAUACCUCAGAGGCAGCUAGCUGAAAUCCAGCAAUACCUUCAGCAUCACUACAGAGUUGCUCAGCCUUCAAGCUCGGCUGCUUCUGUGUUCAAAGACGAUAUGUGUGUUGGGAUUGUGUCCUCCAAAAGAGCUGGUGUGGGGAAAUCUCUGUAUGUGAAGAGGCUACAUGAGAGACUGCUAGAAAUGCAACCUGACUAUACGGAACUUCUGAAAACCAUCAGACUAAUUGAACCAGAAGUGGAUGAAGAUAAAGUGCUAAAAUCUCUUCUGCCUUUUCUGGAGAGUGAGCACCAGACAAAGCCCAUGAUAUUCCAUUUUGAUAUCACCUCUUCAGUACAAAGUGGAGUUCCAGAGUUUCUGUUCAAGCUGUUGGUUUUGCAGUACCUGACAGACAAUGACGGAAAUCUGUGGCUGCGACAGAAGUGCCAUUUAUAUAUCAUUGAAAUCCUUGAGGUACCACCGGUGCCAAAGAAAGCAGCAAGACAUAUGUCAGCGAGCCAGAAGUAUAAUUUCUUUGAUGUGUUUCCUAAAGUAACAUGCAAGUCUCCCAAGGAAGUACUAGAAAUGGUGAUGCUUAGGAACCAGCCCGGGGAUAUUUCAGAGCCAGGAAUGGACCACAAGGAAUUUUGCAGUGAGGCUUUCCAGAGACCUUUCCAAUAUCUUAAAAGAUACCAUCAUGGAUACAAUCUGGACACUUUCUGGUACGAAGCGCAGUCUGUGCAAGGGAGCCCGGCAGAAUGCCUGCAGCAGUUACUCCUGCACUGUGGGAUUGCAGAUCCCUCCUGGUCAGCACUCCGAAAUUUCACAUAUUUUCUCAAUGUUCAGUUGAGAGACUGUGAAGCCUCUGACUUUUGCAACCCUGCCUUUGUCCAGGACAUUUUGUAUGGUUUUAAAAACUUUGUUGUUGCAUUCAUGAUUUUAAUGGCAAGGGAUUUUGCAACACCCUCUCUAAACAUCUCUGAUCAAAGCUCAGGAACACAAUCCUCCAACCAGGAGAAUGUUAGAGAAGAAGAUCUUUUUCCUUUCAGCAUUCGGAAAAAGUGGGAGUCUGAGCCUCAUCCAUAUUUGUUUUUCAAUAAUGAUCGUGCGUCCAUGACGUUCAUUGGUUUCCACUUGCAGCCUAAUAACAGAGGCUGCAUUGAUGCCAUUAAUCCUUUGAAUGGCAACAUUAUCAAGAGUAGUGUCAUGACUUCACAGCUGUACAAUGGUUUGUUAUUCCAGAGGGUUCCCUUCAAUAUUCCGUUUGAUCAAUUGCCUCGUCGUGACAAGCUAGACAAGCUUUGCAUGGUUUUGGGAAUCCGCCACGUAACAGACCCUGAUGAGACGUAUGAACUCACAACAGACAACGUGCUAAAAAUGUUGGCUAUUGAGAUGCGAUUCAGAUGCAACAUCCCGGUUGUCAUCAUGGGAGAAACAGGCUGUGGCAAAACCAGACUUAUAAAGUUUCUGUGCAAGUUACGCAGAAGCUGCGUGGAGAUAGAGAACAUGAAGCUCGUCAAAGUUCAUGGUGGUACUACUGCAGAGAUGAUUUAUGCCAGAAUCAAAGAAGCAGAAGCCCUUGCUAAAAUCAAUAAAGAGAAGCACGGGUUGGACACAGUUCUCUUUUUCGAUGAAGCCAACACAACAGAGGCUAUAAGCAGCAUCAAGGAAGUUCUGUGUGACCACACAGUACAGGGAAAGCCUUUGGCCUCUUGCUCUGGUUUGCAGAUCAUAGCAGCUUGCAACCCUUAUCGUAAGCACACACCAAAGAUGAUUGAACGCCUGGAAUUAGCUGGAUUGGGCUACCGUGUCAAAGCAGAUGAAACUAAGGAUAAGCUUGGAUCUAUUCCACUGAGACAGCUUGUGUACCGGGUCCAUGCACUCCCACCCAGCAUAAUUCCAUUAGUGUGGGAUUUUGGGCAGCUCAACAACUUAGCUGAAAAAAUGUAUAUAGAGCAGAUUGUACAGAGGGUUACUCAAGACAUCCCAAUGGAGCAGUUUGAAACAGAGGUAAUUACAGAAGUGCUUUUUGCUUCCCAGCAAUACAUGAGGCAGAGGGAGGAUGAAUGCAGCUUCGUCAGCCUACGGGAUGUGGAACGCUGCAUGGAAGUCUUCAAGUGGUUUCACAAACGCAGUAGGCUACUGCUGAGAGAACUGGAGAAGUACCUUGCUGAGAAGAAAGCUCCAAAGCGCGUUGUUGAGAGAAACAAGGUUAUCUGGUCCUUGGUGCUGGCACUUGGGGUCUGCUAUCAUGCAUCCCUGGAAAAGAAGGAGCCAUAUAGGAUUGCUAUCAGCCAGGUCCUUCCAGAACCCUAUAAUGCCCAGAAAAAGAUUUUGGAAGAAAUCUCCCUGAUGCAGGAUUUAUUCCUGAGUGGUGUGCACCUCCGAGAUACCAUAGCAAGAAACUUGGCCUUGAAGGAGAAUGUCUUUAUGAUGGUCAUCUGCAUCGAGUUGAAAAUCCCUCUUUUUCUAGUUGGGAAGCCUGGAAGCUCCAAAUCCCUUGCAAAAACCAUUGUGGCUGAUGCUAUGCAGGGCCAAGCAGCUCAUUCAGAUUUGUUUAAGGAACUGAAGCAGAUCCAUCUUGUGUCUUUUCAGUGCAGCCCUCUCUCCACUCCAGAGGGAAUCAUAGGCACUUUCAAGCACUGUGCUCGAUUCCAGGAAGGGAAGAACUUGGACGAAUAUGUCUCGGUGGUGGUUUUGGAUGAGAUUGGGCUGGCAGAAGACUCUCCCAAAAUGCCUUUGAAGACUCUGCAUCCACUUUUGGAAGACGGCUGCAUAGAUGAUAUCCCUCUUCCUCACAAAAAGGUUGGCUUCAUCGGGAUUUCCAACUGGGCUUUGGACCCUGCUAAAAUGAAUCGAGGCAUCUUUGUUUCACGUGGUGACCCCAGCAAAGAAGAGCUCGUAGAAAGUGCAAAGGGGAUUUGUUGCUCAGCACGAGGGGCUUUGCAGAAGGUCGAACAGUAUUUUUGUCACUUUGCAGAUGCAUAUGAAAAUAUUUGCAAGGCCCAAGACAGGGAGUUCUUUGGUCUGCGUGACUACUACAGCCUCAUAAAGAUGAUUUUUGCCUUAGCCAAGAGCUCCAAAAGUGAGCCAACACCUCAAGACAUAGCUGAAAUCGUUCUUCGUAACUUUGGUGGCAAGGAUGAUGUCAAUGCUUUGGAAAUAUUCACCUCGCAGUUACCCGAAAAAGGAGAAAUACGUGCUCAUGAUAUCAGUAGAAUUGAGCUGGUACGGCAGAACAUUUAUAGCAGUGGUCAGGACGGGGAUUGCAGGUACUUGCUUGUUUUGACUGAGAACUAUGCAGCAUUGCAGAUCCUCCAGCAAGCUUUUUUUACUGCCCGACAACAGCCAGAAAUUAUCUUUGGCUCCAGUUUCCCUAAGGACCAGGAGUAUACCCAGAUAUGCAGGAACAUCAACCGUGUGAAGGUCUGUAUGGAAACUGGCCAAAUGGUUGUGCUUCUCAACUUGCAGAACCUUUAUGAAAGCCUCUACGAUGCCCUCAAUCAAUACUACGUGUACCUUGCUGGCCAGAAGUAUGUUGAUUUGGGACUGGGCACCCACCGGGUGAAGUGCCGAGUGCACCCAAAUUUCCGACUGAUAGUCAUUGAGGAGAAAGAUGUGGUAUAUAAGCACUUCCCCAUCCCACUGAUUAACAGGCUGGAGAAGCACUACCUGGAUAUCAGUACUGUCCUGGACAAGGGGCAAAGAGAAAUUGUGAAAGAGCUGAAGAAGUGGGUACAUGACUUCACAGCAGCCAAUACAGAAGAGCAUUUCAUAAAUAAGCAGAAAUACAGCCCGUCUGAUGUGUUUGUGGGCUACCACUCCGAUACCUGUGCCUCGGUGGUCCUGCAAACAACAGAAAGGCUUAAAACAGUGUGUGCUCCUGGUGAACUCAUGCCCUGCGUGAAGAGGGAAGCCCAGCUGGCUCUGCUGAAUUGUGCCACUCCGGACUCUGUGAUCCGCCUCUGCCACUCGGUGGGGUUUUUUAUGGCAGAAUCUCUGGCGAAUAUAUACUUCAAACAGCAGCAUCACACGUCUUUUGCAGACUUCCUCCGAGCUCACGUCUGUGCCGGGUCUGGGUACCAAACGGCGUUUACAGAGGUCACCACCUUCUCGAGGCUUCUCACCAGUGCCGACGCUGCUUGCCUAGAGAGGGAAGUGCAGGGCAAAGCACAAAGGCCUCUCAUCCUAUUCCUGCAGCAGUUUGACACCGAGUACUCCUUCCUGAAGAGCAUCCGAGAUUUCCUUGAUGCCACAUCAGGAAAUAAAGUCCUUAUUAUUCAGACAGACUUUGAAGACGGCUCUCAGAACGCCCAGCUCAUCGCCUCAGCCAAAUACACUGUUGUUAAUGAAAUCAACAAGGCGGACCUGGGAGAAGAUUCUGUUUUUGUUUACUUCAUUAUUAAGCUUUCCCGGGUGGAAGGAGGAACGUCUUUCGUGGGAUUCCAUGGAGGAUUGUGGCAGUCAGUACACAUAGAUGAUCUCCGUAGAUCCAAGGACAUGGUCUCGGAUGUAACUGCCCUACAGAACCUCACCAUCAGCCAGAUCUUCUGUGAAGAUUCAGGCAAAACCAAAGUUGCACCUCUGCCGGCAAAUGGAGAAGAACAGGAGGAAGAAGAAGAGAUGGAGGUUGAAACACCAGUGCCAGAAGCACAGGACUAUGAGGGUGAAAUCCUGGAUACCACUGUACUCCUGAGGACCUGUGUACAAGGUGCUGUGGGGAUGCUACGGGACCAAAAUGAAGUUCUUAAUCGAAGCAGAAAGCGAAUUGAGAUUCUCCUUGGCCUUCUGUCUAAAGAGGAUGACUUGAAAGCCUCUUUCCUGAAGAUAACAAAGGCUCGUCUCUCCAACCUUUUGAAGAAGCAAGAAGAAAAUUCUCUUUACCCACAAAACUGGGUAUUUCGGGAGGCUUCCAACCUCAGUGCUCUACAGGAGGCAGGAACCUUCAGGCACACCUUGUGGAAGCGAGUCCAGAACAUGAUCACUCCAUUCCUGGCUCUCCUGAUUUCUGUCAUAGACAGGAAUAGCAAUCUGGAGCUAUUGGUCACUCCGGCAGAUGAGUGGGUGACAAACCUGUGGAUGUUCAUCUUCAGUGAUGCAAAACUUCUGACUGUCCCUUACAUUGUGGGGCAGAACAGCUCUCAACCAGAGAUAAUUCUGGUGCAGAACAACAUGAUGGUGUCCACUGAUGUGGUGAAUAAGAUGCCCUUCAGCUGGAGGAUAAAGGAGUACUUGGAUGAGUUGUGGUUGAAAGCUCAAUACAUCCCAAACACUGAAGACCAAGCUGAGAAGUUUGUGGAUAUCUUCCAGGAAACUGCACUGGGAAAAUUUAUCUCUGCUAUGACUGAAGGAGAAAGGCAGAUGCUCUUCCACUGCUAUUGCACAGACUUUAUUGUCCUGACCGUUGGUGUGUCCUGCCUAAAGGAGCUGCAGUGUCUGCAAAUUGCGUUAUUCUCCUGCAUAGACGAAUGGAGGGCAGCGUCUCCCAGAAGAGAGGAAACAGUGCCAUCCUUGCCUUGGGUCCACCUUGUAUACAAUCAGUUCAAGAGCCGCCUGCAGAACUUUUCUAGAAUCCUGGCUGUACACCCCGGUGUUGUUGACUGCCUUGUUAAACAGCAACAAUACGAAAUACCAGAGAUGACUUUAGAUGUGUUUGCUGCAAUGGCAUGUGCUGAGGAGCUGCAGGAUCAAGUGCAAACAGCCAAUCCAGAGAUCUGGCUGCAGAAAGUGAAGAGUCUUCGUAUGCCCAUUGAAUUUCUUUGUAAAGAGAAAGAUAUGCUGAGGAAUGAGAGUCGGCGCCAUCAGCUGCUAAAACAACUUGAACUCUACUGGAACCGGGUUUUCUCCAUGUCGCUGUUUGUAGAACAUGUGUUGUGUGGUAUAGGGACUCUGCUGCCAGAAUUUGAGAACAUAGUGAAAAAAUAUGUGUUGCUUCUUGCUGAGUGUUUUCAUCACGAUUCAGACAUGAAGACUUACGCAACUUUUGUUGCAGUCAUGAAAGUGCUGUGCAGCUGUAAGGAUGAAGUCAGCAACAGGCUUUGCAGAUAUGGUUUGAAGCCAUGUGCAAUCUGCCUAAAAGAGCCGAAGGAUCCAGUCUGCCUGCUUUGCUCCCACGUGUUCUGUCUGAAGUGCAUCAGAACAUGGCUCAUACCGGCACAGAUGCAUUGUCCAUGCUGCAGAGUUGCUGUCAGUGAUGUUAAUUUAACUGUCUCUGAGGAGCUCAGUGAUGCCAUAGAGAGAAAUGCCCUAUUCCGGCAGAGAUGCAAUAAUUUCUUCAUAGAUGUGGUUACUACCAUGAGCUUCAAGGACAAUGAACCCCCUGAGACACGGGUGAUCAAAGAGCUCCUCAAUCUGCUGUUUGUUCACAGAAACCUCCUGACAGGUUCAGAUCACCCUAGUGUCUGCACAAAAUUUCUGUCCCCGUUUAAUGAUGAAGUGGAUGAAACUCCCAUCGUCCGCUCUGUAAUGCUGAAGCUCCUCUUGAAGUACAGCUUCAAUGAAGUGAAAAAUGAUGUCCAAGACUACCUGUCCCGGGUAGAGCACAGCAAAAUCCUAGAGAAAAAGGAUAAAAAAGAACUCUACUUGCUUUUUGUCAACUGCUUAGAGGACUCUCUGUGUGAAAAGUCUGAGAGCAGCCUUGGAUAUGAGCAUGCAAACUGUCUGCCUGGAGACAGAGGCUUCCCAGAGAACUAUCUCCCAACGAAUAAUCGAGAAACGCCUCAGGAAUCAUCCGUUGAAUAUUUGCAGGCAGUAGCCAAGGUUCGCUUGUACUUGAAUAAGGCUGCAGAGCUGCUGUUUGACUUGCAUGAGCACACAAAGCAAGACCAUUUAGAGGAGAAGCAGCGUUACCUGGCAAAUGUGAGGACGUUCUGUAGCCUCGCCAAGAAUGACUGGCAUUGUGUUUACUUAGUCCGGAAAAUUGCUAGUCAGUACGGGGUGGAAUUUGCUCAGAAGCUUGCCACAGAGGCAGAGUUUAACUGGGUGUUUCCAUUGGAAAUUCUGAGACAGGUGCAGAACAGCCAGUCUAAUCACAUGGAUAAUUACCUGGCAUGUGGUGAGAAUUACAGAGUCCUGCGUGAUGCUGUGGGGAGAGCCAUGGUUGAGUAUAAGACUGAGGGUCUCCUGGAGGCAGAGAAGGCAUCUCACAGCUCCUGGGCUGUACAAUCUGUCCAUCUGCUCUUGGCUAUUUUCAGAGAGGUCACUGCCCUGUAUGGAGUUAAUGACUCAAAUCUUCAUCCCAAACAACAGCAAACCGAGUUUAUGACUAAGUUCAUCCAAAACUCCCAAGUCCUGAAUUCUCCAGACCUGAAGGAUUUUGCAGUUUCUCUUGUGCUUAAUGCACUGCCAUCUCUGACAGUGGAUCCUCAAAGCUUCAGCCACAACAGAGCACUAAUUGAAAUGGCUGUUCACACCACAGCUGUCCUGCUGUGCGGGCAGAACCCCAUCCUGAAGCCCCUGAGGAAUCUGGCAUUCCAUCCGUACACCAUGGAGCGUUCUUUUCUGCCUACAAUGCCGGAAGAUAUUAUUGCUCAGGCGAUGACCUGGGCAGCAACAAGAAAUAUGCGUUGGUACAUAUGUCCCAAUGGCCACCCCUGCCUUGUAGGAGAGUGUGGCAAACCCAUGGAAAUUACCCGCUGUAUCGACUGUGGUGCCCACGUUGGAGGGUUAGAUCAUAAACGACUGUCUAACUUUCAAGAAGUCAGGUAUACUGUAGACAGAACUCAAACUGGCCACAUUCUGGGAGACCUGCAACACAGAAGAACAAUGGGAGUAUCUGAUCGGGCCAUGACCCCAGCUGUCUUGAUGCUGAUACGCUUGCUCACACAUUUGUCAAUGUUGCUGGGAGCCACAAGACAUCGUCAGUCAUUGCAAAGGAUUAUCAAGCCAGCAGUGGAGGACCCUGUGAGUUUCCUGCAGCAGCAUAUUCAGGAGGACUUGACACAGCUGACAGGAACUUUGGGAAAGAGUGUGGAUGAGACUAUCAACACCCUUCAUCUUGUCCUCAGCAGCCUCCUUAAGGACACCUGUCAGAACCCAGGCCAGUGGCCAGUUCAUUUUGAUGAUGUGCUCUCCACCAAACAGAUGAGAAACGCAUGGGAAGAAAUUGUUGCAAGAACAAUUAUUGCUCCUGCAUUGCAGGACUUGGAUAAAAAACUUGCACAGUUAAACCGGCAAAUACAAGAGGAUGAGAGAAUUUUUUCCAAUCCAGUAGUGAAAAUAGUGUAUGGUGACCCAGUCACUUUCCUGUCCCAGCUGCCGAAGGAUAGUCACAUACAUCAUAACAAGAUGUGGAGCUGCCGAAAGAGGAUUUCAGUGGAGAACCUGGGCCAUGUAGUCCAACAGAAGAACGCCAAGGAUGCUGUCCCUCUCCUUUGGAAGUUUCUGCAGAAGGAAACAGAGCUAAGGCUGGUUAAAUUCUUACCAGAGAUUCUGGCUCUCCAGAAAGACUUGGUGAGGCAAUUUCAGAACACUGCUGAUGUCAAGCGCUGCUCCAUCAGAGAAUUCCUCAACGAACCCUUCUCAGAUGUGAUGAAGGACCUGUUACGGGGGAGAGUGAAAGUGUUUCUGUCUGUUUGGAACAAGCUGAGAAACUCGCUGGACACCAAUGGGGAAAUUAAGCUUCCUAAAGGCUACUGUGAUGCUGACCUGACCCUUGACAGCAAGCUUGAGGUCCUUCUUCCACGUAGACAGGGACUGGGCCUCUGCUCCACAGCCUUAACCAGCUAUCUCAUUAGUCUGCACAAUGACUUCAUCUACUCAGUGAACAAACACAUCAAAGAAGAUGAUAGGUACUUGAUCAGUCCGUCAGAAGUGGCUGACCUGCACGUGAUUAGUUAUGAGGCUGAGAAGGACCUGAUUCCUCUGAUCUUGUCCAACUGCCAGUACAGCAUGGAGAAGGGAGGGGAGAUGCUGCAAGACUUUGAUCUGAAGAAGAUCCAGCAGCAACUCAUCAGCAAAUUCCUGCAGGGGAAACCACUCAUCAGCCUAAUGGGAAUACCUACCCUUGUCUACAGACAUGAUCGGAAUUAUGAACAGCUGCUUAAGGAUGUCAGGAGCAAGCUGCAUCAGAGUGCUCUCCCCAGUUCUGUGAUGAACAUCAUCAGUGGGGAACUACAGUCUUACAGCGAUGUCUGUGAUGCUCUGUCCGUCACUGAAAUUACCUUGGGAUUCCUGGCCAUGGCUGGAGAGAAUGCCGAAAUGCCUCUGACUGAAUACAUAGAAAAAGUUCUGCACAUGGGUGAUCAGACAAACCCUCAUGUACUGCACGCCUUUAGACGAUGCCACCUAAAGCACACUAUAGCCCUAUGGCAACUCCUCUCUACCCGCAAAUCUGAGCAGCUUCUGCGCCUUAAAAGGGAACCUUUUGAAGAUGUCAGCCCAGCCUACCAAGAAGAGCUCAGUCCAGAGAUUGCCAAGCUCCUUAACACCUUCCUUGUCCACUCAAGGCUGGAAACCUUCCUGCAGGAGCUCCAUGAGAUGAUCACCCUGAAGCUGAGACGUGUCCGAGCUGUGGACGAAUUCAAACCCGACUGGAGACUGAAGGAAUGGUUGCUUCCAGACAUUGAUGUAAAAGACCCGGAGUUAGCUGCAGAGCUGGAAGAGACAUUACCAGAUGAGAUUUUUCUCUCUCAUGUUGUUGCUACCUGGAAAGCAGCCGCUCUCUUCAAAAGGGAGCACAAGGAAGCGUAGGAUCGCUAUCACUGCUUGUGCUGUCUGCUUUUCCCUCAUGCCAGGGGGAUUUUAGUGCCGCAGACACAUGGUGUCCAUGAGAAUGGAAGCUCAGGGCCUUGCUUUCGAGGUUUGCUUGUUUGCUUUUUUUUUUUGUUAGCCUUGGUACCAAAAUAAUGAUGCAAAGAUGAGGUGCUUUCACCCUCAAAGAUGAGGGUGGAGAGACAGAUUUUUUUUAAGGCAUCAUUAAAAAAAAAAAAAAGAAAAAGAAAAAGAAAAAUCCAAAACAAACCAAGCAAGCAAACCCCCCAGACAAAAAAAAAACCAACCCCAAAAGCCUCAAAGUCCCUCCCCAAGCACAGGAUUUUAUAACAAAGCAUCACUCCCUAGAGCUUAGGAAGGUGUUUUACUCCCCAAACUCCCUUUCUCUGGACACCUCAUCGCCCUGGACCAAGGCACAACCUCCACUGCCCGAGCCUGCGCUGCUCGCUGCCGCCUUAUUUCCGGAGCAAAGCCCCUUUUCCCGCAGCUUUUUCCUAAUAAAACUGGU
Molecule: messenger RNA, 16106 nt
Organism: Cuculus canorus (common cuckoo)
Lineage: Eukaryota; Metazoa; Chordata; Aves; Cuculiformes; Cuculidae
Gene: RNF213
Product: ring finger protein 213
Exons: 67
Coding region: 80-15577 (5165 amino acids)
Biological process (GO): ubiquitin-dependent protein catabolic process; negative regulation of non-canonical Wnt signaling pathway; sprouting angiogenesis
Cellular component (GO): membrane; cytosol; nucleolus
Molecular function (GO): metal ion binding; ATP binding; ATP hydrolysis activity
Source: RefSeq, a predicted model, not a curated record